Coccinella septempunctata (seven-spotted ladybird) is the source of this 1785-nucleotide messenger RNA. RefSeq names its product ras-related protein Rab-40C (gene Rab40). Gene Ontology annotation, biological process: protein localization to plasma membrane; intracellular signal transduction. The coding region runs from base 393 to 1229 and encodes 278 amino acids. Gene Ontology annotation, molecular function: GTP binding; GTPase activity. Gene Ontology annotation, cellular component: synaptic vesicle; endosome; plasma membrane. The record is from RefSeq and is a predicted model, not a curated record. NCBI's taxonomy places the organism in Eukaryota, Metazoa, Arthropoda, Insecta, Coleoptera, Coccinellidae. The transcript is spliced from 4 exons.
AGUGACAAGUGAAAUGAAUGCAAAUGACAGUAUAGUGAAGGUGGUUUAUGUCAGUCUUUAUUUUAAAUCGAGAAUUCAAAAAAGGAGAAUAUUUUCAAAUAAUACUCACAGUUUCAGUUGAACUAUUACUUUUCCUUGAAAGCAGAACCAAAAACUGUUUAUGUACAUUCUGGUAAUAGUGACAAUACACUACUAUUUUCAUAACGAAACGACCUUGUCAGAUAAAAAUAAAAUUAUGAAAGUUAUUUGCAUUUUUAAGUAGAACGAGUGGAAUAACAAUAACGAAAAAACUGGAUAUCGCGGAAAGUUUUUCGGAAACUAUUCUAUUGUGCACGACAUCCUACGAAUCAUCAUCUGUUUAUUAUGGUUAAAAUUGACUUGAUACCUCUAUUAUGGCUGAGGACACAUCGGGUAGGCCCCCUCAAAAACAGUACGAUUAUUUGUUGAAGUUUCUGCUUGUUGGCGAUUCUGAUGUUGGAAAACAGGAGAUUCUAUCAGAGCUUGAUGAUGGGUCUUCAGAGUCUCCAUUUUGUGGCCACAGUGGUAGGUCUUAUAAAACCACAACGAUACUGCUCGAUGGUAAAAGAGUUAAAUUACAACUCUGGGAUACUUCAGGACAGGGGCGAUUUUGUACAAUCAUUCGAUCGUAUUCAAGAGGAGCUCAAGGCGUUUUAUUAGUGUAUGACAUAACAAAUCGGUGGUCUUUUGACGGUCUUGAUCGAUGGCUCAAAGAAGUGGAUGAACAUGCACCAGGAGUGCCCAAAGUUUUAGUGGGUAAUCGAUUGCAUUUGGCCUUCAAAAGAAAAGUAGGUGAAAGAGAUGCCCAAAUUUAUGCAAACAAACACAGUAUGGCCUUUUUUGAAGUUUCUCCUCUUUGUAAUUUCAACAUUCAUGAAAGCUUCUGUGAGUUAUCUAGGAUGGCUCUGCAGAGGAAUGGAAUGGAGAGGUUAUGGAGGUCUAAUAAAGUACUCAGCCUACAGGAACUCUGUUGCCGUGCUAUCGUAGCCCGAACAACCGUCUACAGCAUCGAGCAGUUGCCUUUACCAACAUGUGUCAAGUCCCAUCUUAAAUCAUACGCUUUGACAAAUAUCUCAACCCAACUCAAGUACACCCAUAGCACUCGAAAGGGCAACAACAAAAAAUUUAAGUAUGUCAGUACACCUACGUCACCAGGUUCAGAUGCAAGCAGAACUAGUUGUGUGCCACGGAACUCUUGUACAAUAUCUUGAUGUCCCUAAAAAUUUCUGUUAAAAUUGAAAAAGUGUGAUACGUGUGGGACAUUUCGUCCUAAAAUGUAAACCAAGGAUUUUGCGUAGAAUUAAGAAAAAUUAUAUGUGAAUCUGACUGUAUCUUAAUUUGUUGGACGGUAAAAUAUUCGAUGUUAAAUGUUGUUAUUCUGUACGUUUGUUUCCAUCAUUUGACAUGGCUACCGUCCUCUGAAACAGUAACUUAGAACUGAACUUAAGAAUUUUUUUUUCCAUGGCAGUUUUGACCGUCCUCGUUCUCUUGUAAAUAAAUCAUGUAAAUUAUUAUCAGAGCAUUUUAUCAAUUUUUUUACAAUGCUUAGUCAGUAUUUAUUUCAAUCAUAAGCAUCUAAUUAUAUUAUUUUCUGUAACAUAUUCAGCAAUAACACAAGAUCAUGUAUAUAUUUUACACCAAGGAGUUUGAUAUUUUCACUGCUUGAUACACUAAUUAACUAAGAUAAAUUAUCUUUGUGGUAUUUUGUAAAUUAUUAUUUCGAGCUGUAUUUUUUCAGUACCACUGAAUAAAAGUGACUUUUGAAAA